Messenger RNA from Plasmodium adleri (nom. inval.), 1266 nucleotides. RefSeq names its product MSP7-like protein. The coding region runs from base 1 to 1266 and encodes 421 amino acids. NCBI's taxonomy places the organism in Eukaryota, Apicomplexa, Aconoidasida, Haemosporida, Plasmodiidae. The record is from RefSeq and is a predicted model, not a curated record. The transcript has a single exon.
AUGAUGAAAGGAACAAUUUUUUAUUUUUUUAUAUCCUUUUUUGUAUUUUUUUUACACACUGUUUCAUCACAGGAAGAGUCAAACAAUACAAAGAAUUAUAACAAUGAAGAUUAUAAACAAUUAGAAGAAUUAGAAAAAUAUAUUGAUAAUUUAAGAAAUACAGUUACACACAAAUUUUUUGAAAACUAUAAAGAUGAUAUUCAAUCAUUAAAAAAAAAAAUUCAAAACAUUGAAAAAAAGAAUAAUAAUAAUGUAACAGGUCAAGAUAUGGACGAUGAUGAUGAUGAAGAAGAUCAAAAGAGUUAUGAUGAAAAUGACGAUGAAUAUAAUGAUCUUGAUAUUGAACAAAAUAAAUUAUUACAAAGUAAUAUGAAAUCUUUUUUAGGACAGAGUGGAGAAACUGAUACAGUUCAGCUUCAAGAAACAAAUGGACAAAAUAGUGAAACUGCAGCAGGUGAAGGUAAAGAAAAUCAAGAAGUUGAUAGAGCUCAAACUGAUAAUAAAUCUGAAGAAAAUGGUCAACCUAAAGCAUCUCCACUUCCUUCAACAGAAAAACAAAGUUCUUCAUUAGAAAAUACAAGUGACAAAUCAUCUGGUAGCGCAAAAGAUCCAAAAAAUGGUGAUGAACCACAAAAAGCUGCAGUAUUGUCUAAUUUAAAAUAUUUAGAUAAACUUUACGAUGAUGUUCUAAAAGAUUUAGAAAAAGAAAAUGAUAUGAAUGAUAGUACAUAUAAUAGUAGUUAUAAUAAUUUUAAAAAUAAAUUUGAUCAAUUUAUAUUGAAUGAUUAUGAAUAUAAAUUACUUAAGAAACUCAUUCUUGAUUUAUUUAAAGGUGAUUCAGACAAUAAUAAAACAAAAAACAAAUUCUCCGAUGCUUUAAAAAAAGCUUUAGAAAAUGAAACAUUUUCUCAAGAAUUUAAAAAUGUAAUGUAUGGUUUAUAUAGUUAUGCUAAACGUCAUAAUUAUCUAAGAGGAAAAACGGAAAAUGACCAACUUUACAAUAAGGUAUAUCAAAAUGCUAUAAGCUUAUUAGACACUCUGAUGACAAAAAAUUUUGAGAGUGAAACAAAUGAGAAAGUAACACAAGUACCAGAAUCAAAACAACCAGAAGCAAAACAAGAAGACAAAGAAGAAGAAGAAGAUAAAAAAGAAAAAGAAGAACACGAAAAAGAUGAAGAAAAAGAAGAAGAAGAGGAAGAAGAAGAGGAAGAAGAAGAAACAGAACAACAAAAAGGAACAGUAUCAGGAACACCAACACCACAAUGA